AUGUCUGAGGAUGAUCUACCUGGGCAUGUUAUUCUCCAAUUACAGGCAACAGAUAGUGACGGAAAGUAUGAGAAUCAUCGGAUAAAUUUUAGAAUUCCUAGUAAAGACGAACAGUCAACAAGUCUUGCCUUCUCCGAAGCUCAGGCAUCGGCAGCUAAUCUAUUUGAGAUCGAACUCAUCAAUUCUUACGAUUAUAAUUCCGAUUCAUCUGGCGAUAUCAGAAAAAACGCUACGACGGGUCAGUUAAUCGUUCAAAGAAAGUCGGAGAGUCACCUCCGACAAGCUGCGAAACGAGCCCUAGAAGCAGCAAAAAAGUUGCAAAUUAAUAGUGUUGAAAUAUUAAAUCCAAGACUGAGAUAUCGACCUUUGAAUGUACGAUCCUAUCUUCUACGAUUUAUUGUUGAAGCAUUUGAUUUUGGGAAACCCCCACUUUCAUCUAGAGUUCCUGUCUAUGUCGAAAUUAUUGACGUGAACGACGAAGCUCCCGAAAUAUUUGUUAAUUACAUUUCCAUGAUGCCACAACAACAGGGAAGAAAAAAUCAGUGUGGAAAUCUCCUUGAAGGUCAGGGUCGAUCUAUGAUUGCUCAGAUUACCGUUGUCGAUAAUGACGCCAGUUCAAUUAAUACUGAAGUUGCUUGCGCUCUCAAUGAUACCCGUUUCUCCCUCGAGCCUAUUUCCACUAUUAGCAAUGUUCGUUGGCCAGGAAUCGGUGUUGGCAGCCAAGAUGGAAAGAGCAAUCAAGCUACUCUGAUGUACAAGUUGAUGUCAAACAGUGCUGUUGAUAGGGAGAGUGCUUUGGGAAGUACCAUCUCUGUUCAAAUCACCUGUGCCGACAACCAAAAUGCGGACACUAAAUCCAAACGAUUGACAUCUCGUGCGGAUAUAUGCAUCAACAUUGAGGACAUUAAUGACAAUCCCCCACAGUUUGCCUCCAGUGUAUACACUUUCAAAGUUGCAGAAAAUCUCCCUUCGAACAAGAGCACCAAUAGAAUCGGGCAUUUCAUAGGGAAGAUUCAGGCUACGGAUCGUGAUACUGGUCCAAAUGCCAGAAUUCAGUACUCUGUCUCACAGAAUGCCAAAGGAGUUGUGGAAAUAGACGCGAUUAAUGGAAGUCUUUAUCUUAUCACCCCAUUUGAUAGGGAGAAAACAAGACAAUUUGUGUUUACAGUUAUUGCAACAGAUCAGGCAGAGGGAAACCACACCACCUACAGUAAGUUAUCAGGUAGUGCUAAGGUGAGAAUAAUCGUAACGGAUAUGAACGAUUGUCAACCAGAAUUUGAGUCAGCAAACUACAACUUCGAGGUGGAGGAGAAUGUAGAACUGGCAGAGGUAGGAAGAGUCAAAGCCACAGAUGCAGACACAGGUGAUUACGGUCGAGUUCGAUAUAGCCCUGCUGUUGAUGAGCAUCAAACUGGGGGAUCCAACCAUUCAUACAGACCAAAUGGCAAUUCUAUGAUAACCAGUUUAUUCCAAAUAUACCCACGAAGGGGGAUUAUUCGUUUGAGAGGCCAUUUGGAUAGGGAAAAGCGUGUUCACUAUGAGUUUCUUGUCCAUGCAGUGGAUAACAUCUCAUUGAAUACUGAAAAUCCAUCAGGCCACUCAACCGUUCGUUUCACAGCAACGGCCACAGUUCUAGUUGUGGUGUUGGACCAGAAUGGCAACCCUCCUCAAAUCCAGUCUCCCAGAAAUCUGGCUGAAUUUAUGCUCAGUCCUGACCAGAUGGUAGCUGGAACAACCAUAUUUGCUGCUAUGCUGCUGACAAUGAUCAAGGAGAAAAUGCCACCAUCAAAUACGAAUAUUUCUGAAGCGCUUCCCGAGAAUUCAUCAGAUUUGGCAACAACAAGGGUGGCCAAGAGCUUUCUCUUUGCCAUCGAUCAGACAACAGGAGUAUGCUACCUCAAACAAAAUCUACCUCCCAUUGGAAUUGACGGCUCGAAUAUAUACGUUUUCAGAGUGAAAGCUUACGAUCUGGGAACUCCAGGCAGCCUGAACUUCAUUGUAACGGUGAGAAUAGUACGAGGGAACAAAGCUCUCAGUGGAAGUUAUACAGACCCAUUUCUGAUCAAUAAUGGGUAUAGGAGUGAAGGAGUGGUGAAGGUUGGAGGUACAGGAGGACACUACUCAGGAGGAGAAUGGUUGGGAGAUUGGGAAGCAGAUACGGGUUGUGUGCCUAACAAAACUCUAGCAAUUAUUGUUGCUGCAGUGUUUGCAGUGAUAAUUCUCCUCACAAUUUUGAUAUUUGUCCACUUCUGA
This is a messenger RNA of Rodentolepis nana, 2253 nucleotides long. The record is from the annotation of a GenBank genome assembly. Lineage: Eukaryota; Metazoa; Platyhelminthes; Cestoda; Cyclophyllidea; Hymenolepididae.